Austrofundulus limnaeus is the source of this 396-nucleotide messenger RNA. RefSeq names its product G2/M phase-specific E3 ubiquitin-protein ligase. The record is from RefSeq and is a predicted model, not a curated record. Gene Ontology annotation, molecular function: ubiquitin-protein transferase activity. Lineage: Eukaryota; Metazoa; Chordata; Actinopteri; Cyprinodontiformes; Rivulidae.
UUUUUCCCAAAAGGACGGCCGGCAUGGUGCAGCAGUACAAGGAUGGUUUCAACUCGUGCGGUUGCUUCUGGCAGGUGGUGGAAAGGAACUGCAUGCAGUUUCAACCUGUGUUCACAAACACAGUGAGAAACUUCAAAGGAGUGACAUGAAGUCUCUUUUCACCAUAAAAUGGAGUCCUGUUGGAAGCAACCGCAAAGACAAAGAAGAGGACACCAUUUUCUGGUGGGAUUGGUGGCUGCUGGCCAUACAAGAUGGAAGGGUUGACAUCAGUUUUGAGCAGCUGCUCAUAUUUGUGUUUGGGGCAGAUGCUGUUCCACCUCUUGGGUUCACUCCCAACCCAUCCAUUGAAUUCUAUGACCAGGAACCUGGGGAGCGACGUGUUCCCUAUUCGUCCAC